This is a messenger RNA of Stegastes partitus (bicolor damselfish), 5824 nucleotides long. RefSeq names its product N-deacetylase/N-sulfotransferase (heparan glucosaminyl) 2a (gene ndst2a). Bases 982 to 3702 code for a protein of 906 amino acids. The transcript is spliced from 15 exons. Gene Ontology annotation, cellular component: Golgi apparatus. Gene Ontology annotation, molecular function: hydrolase activity; heparan sulfate N-sulfotransferase activity; deacetylase activity. The record is from RefSeq and is a predicted model, not a curated record. Lineage: Eukaryota; Metazoa; Chordata; Actinopteri; Pomacentridae.
UUGAAAGAAUUGAGUGUAGUUGCUGUGGCUUCAGGGGUUUUCCAUUAGUGGCAUUAGGUUAGAGACGGGACGUGACAACGUUGUGACUGGCGUUUCUUCUAUCUGUCCCCAACAGCAGAGAACAAGCUGUCUUAAUUUGGACUUUGGUCUCUGAAAACACACCUCAGACAAAUAUUUCGGGGGUUUACAUUUGAAACAGUCCCCCGGUAUGUCACAUUUGGUUGAGCCCAGCGCUCCAGCAGAAUCAAGAUGGCUGACUGAGGAGCGACGCGCCGAAGUUCACUUUUAACUCCUAAUGCCAUCCUCCACUGCUCUGUUGCUGCAUGAUGAGAACAAAUACGGCAGGGUUCCUCCAGAUUUGGAUCAGAAGGUUUUCAUGUCUACAGAGUUUUCCAGGUGUCUUUCUCUGGAAUGUCCUGUCAAGGUGGCCUGAAGGGGUACAACCCCGAAACACAGACUACCAGCACUAGCACUCCCACUGCUGAGAGACGGCAGAGACAUCUACAGAUGGGCACAUCCUUAUGUAGAGACCUCUGUACAGCUUGAGAAAGAGAACCAACCAAGCAGCAGAGGCUGAACUUUGGACCUGAUAGCGAGCCCAACUGGUCCUGAGAAAGAAAUUACUUGUGUUGGUGUUAAAUGUUAUUGAACCAACGUCCAUUUCUUAUUUUACAAUCUCCUGAUAAUUGGCUUUCUGUCCAUUAAAUAAUCAUCUAUCCUUCCCUUCCUCCCAUCUUUCUUUCAAUUAGCUGAAAGUGUUUUUGCACUGAAGAGCUAGAAGUAGACAGUAGGUAAUGGAUUAUGCCGGCCAUGGUGACCUAGUGUAAAUGGCUAUUCUUCAGCACAGCUCAGUGCCAGUAUCAGCUGCUCAAUCUUCCUCCUCCACUCCCCUCUCCUCUCACCCUAACUCCACCUCUCUGCUCUCCUGCCCUGUUCAUUGGUGCUGCUUGCUGACCAGUCCUGCCUCUACCCUCCAACACCAUGGUGGGUGCAGGCUUAGGUGUUUGGAAGCUAAUGCGAGGUAUCCGCCAGCUGGAGCUUCACCGCCUCAUACUGGCACUUAUCAUCUUCUGUUUGCUGUCCAUGGCCUUCCUAGCUUACUACGUCUCCAACAGCCCCAAAAUCAAGGAGGCCCCUCCUUUACCCUUCAGUGACUGUGGUGGAGGGGGAGGAGUGUCACCAGGAAUGAGUACUGGGGCUGCUGGUAAAGGGCCAGGUGGCCAGAGGGCACCUCUUUUCCUUCCCCCACGACAGGGACGACUGAGACACGUGAAGGCCAUGGACAAUUCCAGAACAGAGCCUGUGAUUCUAGUGUUUGUAGAGAGUAUCUACUCUCAGCUGGGCCAGGAGAUUGUAGCCAUAUUAGAGUCAAGUCGCUUCCACUACCGGACAGAGAUCGCUCCUGGUAAAGGUGAUAUGCCCACACUGACAGAGCGUAACCGUGGACGCUACACAUUAAUCAUUUAUGAAAAUGUGUUAAAAUAUGUCAAUUUGGAUGCAUGGAACCGUGACUUACUGGACAAGUACUGUGCUGAGUAUGGAGUGGGCGUCAUUGGCUUCUUCAAAGCUAAUGAAAACUCUCUGCUCAGCGCACAACUCAAAGGAUUCCCCCUCUUUCUACACUCACACCUGGGACUCAGGGACUAUCGCAUCAACCCCAAUGCUCCUCUACUCUACAUCACCAAGCCCAACCAAGUGGAGCAGGGCUCUUUACCAGGGGAUGAUUGGACAAUUUUCCAAUCUAACCACUCUACCUAUGAACCAGUGCUUCUGGCCAGCACAAAGUCCUCUGAGGUACUGGUACAUUUUGGACCCAGCCCUCUACGGGCACUUCAUUCCACAGUGGUCCAGGACUUGGGACUUCAUGAUGGCAUUCAAAGAGUUCUCUUUGGAAAUAAUCUCAACUAUUGGCUUCACAAACUGGUGUUUGUAGAUGCCAUCGCCUACCUGACAGGAAAGAGAUUGUGUUUGUCCUUAGACCGUCAUAUUCUGGUGGACGUGGAUGAUAUAUUUGUUGGCAAAGAGGGAACCCGCAUGAAGGUGUCUGAUGUGGAGGCAUUGCUCAACACUCAAAACAAGUUGAGAGCACUGGUCCCUAAUUUCACAUUCAACCUGGGAUUUUCUGGAAAAUUCUAUCACACAGGCACUGAUGAAGAGGAUCAGGGAGAUGACAUGCUGCUGCAACACAGGAUGGACUUCUGGUGGUUUCCUCACAUGUGGAGCCAUAUGCAGCCUCACCUCUUUCACAAUGUCAGUGUACUGGCUGAGCAGAUGAGGCUCAACAAGAUCUUUGCUCAGGAGCAUGGCAUCCCAACAGAUAUGGGCUAUGCAGUAGCUCCGCACCACUCUGGGGUUUACCCAGUUCACACCCAACUCUAUGAUGCUUGGAAGUCUGUGUGGGGAAUCAAGGUGACCAGCACUGAGGAAUACCCCCAUCUGAGGCCAGCUCGAUACCGCCGUGGCUUUAUCCACAAUGGGAUCCAGGUGUUGCCCAGGCAGACGUGUGGUCUGUUUACCCAUACAAUUUUCUAUAAUGAAUACCCAGGAGGUUCAAAGGAACUAGACAAGAGCAUCAGAGGAGGAGAACUCUUCCUCACUGUCCUCCUCAACCCUGUCAGCAUCUUCAUGACCCACCUGUCUAACUAUGGCAACGACCGACUGGGUCUGUACACCUUUGAGUCUUUGGUGAAGUUUGUUCAGUGUUGGACGAACCUCAGGCUGCAGACAUUGCCCCCCAUCCAACUUGCUGAGAAAUACUUCCAGAUCUUCCCUGAGGAGAGAGAUCCACUCUGGCAGAAUCCUUGUCAUGACAAGAGACACAAAGAUAUUUGGUCUAAAGAAAAGACCUGUGACAGACUCCCCAAGUUCCUCAUCAUUGGACCACAAAAAACAGGCACCACAGCGCUUCACUCAUUCCUGAGCCUCCACCCAGCAAUCACCAGCUCCUUCCCAAGCCCCACCACCUUUGAGGAAAUCCAGUUCUUCAGUGGAGCAAACUAUGACAAUGGGAUUGACUGGUAUAUGGACUUCUUCCCAUUCCCUUCCAAUGUCAGCACAGACUUCAUGUUUGAAAAGAGUGCCAACUACUUUGACACAGAGGCAGCACCUAAAAGAGCUGCUGCCCUGCUACCCAGAGCCAAAAUCCUAGCAGUGCUUAUCAAUCCAUCUGAUAGGGCUUACUCCUGGUACCAGCAUCAGAGGGCCCACCAGGAUCCUGCAGCCCUCAACAACACUUUCCAUGCUGUGGUGACAGCAGGCCCCUCAGCCCCCAGGGAUCUGCUGGCCCUUCAGAGACGUUGCCUUAAUCCUGGCACUUAUGCUGCUCACCUCGAACGCUGGCUGCAACACUACCAGCCUAGCCAGCUGCACAUUGUGGACGGAGCCCUGCUACGCUCUAACCCGGCACUGGCGAUGGAGGGAAUCCAGAGAUUCCUUGGUGUCACACCCAUCUUCAACUACACCCAGGCUCUAAUGUAUGAUGACAGCAAAGGCUUCUGGUGUCAGCGAGUGGAGGGAGGCCGAGCCAAAUGUCUGGGGAAGAGUAAAGGCAGGAGGUACCCAGACAUGAGCUCUGAGAUGCGUACUUUUCUGGCAGAGUAUUACCGUGAGCACAACAUGGAGCUGCUGCGUUUGCUGAAUCGGUUGGGCCAACCACUGCCGUCCUGGCUCCGCCAAGAACUUCAGAGUACCAGCUGGAGCUGAGGCCACUUGUCCACACACAGGCAAACACUACACAGAACAGCUGGACCGGAGUCUGUGAUUGAGCCAUUUAGCUCUGGAUUAGACUGGACUACCUGAUCUGGAAUCAACAGCAGCGCACACUGAAAGAGCUACAAGGUUUUAGCUGAUCUUACCAGUGCUCCUGUUCCAUGGAAAAAUGAAGACUGUGCAACAUGAGAUCUUUGUUAAAAUGUUGGUCACUGUUUGAAAAAGAUCAAUGAAUUCCCUCCUCCUGAUCUGUUGCCAACCUCUCACAGGCACCGGGCAGCCUGCAUGCUGUUGGUCAGUGUGUUGGAUGAGGCUCACACUGAAUACAUUAGCUAUGAAUCUAGUGGACUGGGUGACUCGCAGGUUUGUGGCAUUGAGGACAGGUCAGAUAGCCUUAAUAUGAGGAGAGAAGUUCACAGGGUGAGACUCUGUGGAUGUGGAGUGUAAGACUGGAUACAGGACAAGCAUGCACAAAUACAGACACAUGCACAUCUCGACAUUCUCUACAGGUUCGAUUGUAAAGCAGUCCAGUUUUAAAACGGGUUGUAUAUGUGAGUUUGGGGGCAGGAGACGAGCAGAGGAGCCAGCAUCCUACAGCAGGCAGCACAGACACGCAUCCUCAUCCAGUAUUUACUGUUAGACAUACAUCAGCCUGCAGGACCAGCAAGCUAUCGGGCUGCUGUGUUCCACUUUAUCCUCAGUUUUCCCAGUCACAGUCCCAGUGACACAUUUUAAAAAUGGAUUUAACUCAUAAUGACAGGUCAAUGUGAAUAUCACGUGCUUAGAUUUGGCACAUGACUAAAACACAGGUGUGGUCCAAGCUGUGCACGCCACUUAAAUCCUGUCAGUGAGCAGUUUUAUUAUUAUACUUUGCUUAUUUGCAAAGGUAACGAUGGUUUUUGACUGAUGACACACUGUUCUCCACUGUAGCUAAGGUCUCCUUGCAUUCUCCAGCUUUGUUUUAAACUUGCAAUGUCAUCGCUUUUAGCCUAUAUGCCAUUGAAAAUAUAUAUAUAUAUAUACACACACACACACACACACACACACACACACACACACACACCAUCUAUGUGAAUCCAAAUGGAGUAAACCACACAAAAUACUGUUGAGUAAUAGUUGUGCUGUAGACCAGGAUUUUUAUCUGUUUGAGUUAAUACAAAUGACAUCGUAUUGUUUUGAGAGAAGUUUUGGUACCUGGACGCAACAUGAAAGUUAAGAUUUUACUUGAGCUCUUUAUAACAUCGUGGGUGUAAUCGGCUACAUUGAGAAUCCAGUGUCGAGGUAAAGCAGCAUUGUUUUGUCGUCUGAUUUAAUGACUCUGGCUGGACACCACUGCCUUUCAACAUGUAAGUAGUCAUUGUGUAUACCAAGCUGAUGGGACAAGAGUAAUGUUGGAACGUUUUUCAAGAGAAUCACGUUUUGUAAUGAGGACCAUUAAAUCAGAUAAAAAUGGUCCAUUGAAUCUUUUCUAAAGGGGUAUUCUAGUGAUUUAGUAUUGCACUUCUGCAAAGUUGGAGGAGCCACCAGAGAGAGAUUUUAUAAAAUUGAAGCAGCAGCCUUAUUGCCUGGUAAAUAGUCACAACUUUUUAAACUUUAUGUCUCCAGUUUAUAAAUCAGGCUUUUUAUUUUGUCUGAAAGCUCAGAUUGACAGUUGACAUUAGGAACAGUAUUAUUUUGGGGCUAUAAAGUGUUUAUUUAUUUUUGUCAUCAUUCAAAAAUACCAUUUAAAUAAUGAUAAAUAGUUUGCACUGAUCCUGACUGGAUGUGGUCAUGAGGCAGAGCCCUGGACCACAGCUAUCAAACCUACUGCGGGGUUUUAGGGAGUUUUACUGUGAGAGGGCAAAAAGCACCUCAGCCAGGAGGAGUGUUCAGCCUCAGAAAAGAAAAAAACCUGUUUGUCAAGUAUCUUCUGAAAGCCAACACACGUUACUCCCUCUCACACUCUUAUUAACAUCUGAGGAUAAAACCCACAAAUGUCACAGGACAAGAAAACAGACAUCAGAGCCAAAACACAGACCAAUCAGAAGCUGCUGUCUUGUUGUUUUCUGUUUGUUUUGUAUAAUUGUCAAAAGGCCAACACUGUAUUAUCGCUAAUAAACACAUAAAGAGGUUGGAA